Hyaena hyaena (striped hyena) is the source of this 1506-nucleotide messenger RNA. It is a transcript of the gene SEC22C, whose product is annotated as SEC22 homolog C, vesicle trafficking protein. Gene Ontology annotation, biological process: endoplasmic reticulum to Golgi vesicle-mediated transport. Lineage: Eukaryota; Metazoa; Chordata; Mammalia; Carnivora; Hyaenidae. Bases 133 to 1044 code for a protein of 303 amino acids. The record is from RefSeq and is a predicted model, not a curated record. The transcript is spliced from 8 exons.
UCGCGGCACGUCAGUUCUGCACUCUACCCCAGCAGGAAUCGACCUGCAAGUCUCCUCGCACCUCCGGAAGUGGGAAUUACAGGCUUGGACGUCAAACCCACGCGGGUGUCCUCAUGACUUCCCCUGCAGACCAUGUCUAUGAUCCUUUUUGCCUGUGUGGUGAGGGUGAGGGAUGGACUGCCCCUCUCGGCCUCCACUGACUUUUACCACACCCAGGAUUUUCUGGAAUGCAGGAGACGGCUCAAGACUUUAGCUUUGCGACUGACCCAGUACCCAGGUAGAGGUUCUGCGGAAGGACAUCACUUCAGUAUACAUUUCUCUUCGUUGGGAGAUGUGGCUUGCAUGGCUAUCUGCUCCCACCAGUGUCCAGCGGCCAUGGCCUUCUGCUUCCUGGAGACUGUGUGGUGGGAAUUCACAGCUUCCUAUGACACCACCUGUAUUGGCCUAGCCUCCAGGCCAUACGCCUUUCUUGAAUUUGAUAGCAUCAUUCAGAAAGUGAAGUGGCAUUUUAACUAUGUAAGUUCUGCUCAGAUGGAGAGCAACUUAGAAAAAAUUCAGGAGGAGCUUGAGUUCCAGCCUCCAGUGGUUCUCACUGUGGAGGACACAGAUGUGGUGAAUGGGAUAAUGAACGGUCACACACAGAUACACGUGGAGCCUGCUCCUAAUUUCCGAAUGGAGCCAGUGACAGCCUUGGGUGUCCUCUCGCUCAUUCUCAACAUCAUGUGUGCUGCUCUGAACCUCAUCCGUGGGAUUCACCUCGCAGAACAUUCUCUCCAGGUUGCCCAUGAGGAAAUUGGAACUAUUCUGGCUUUUCUUAUUCCUUUUGUAGCCUGUAUUUUCCAGUGUUAUUUGUACCUGUUCUACAGUCCGGCCAGGACUGUGAAGGUGGUGCUGAUGCUGCUCUCUAUCUGCCUGGGCAACAUGUACCUGCAUGGGCUAAGGAACCUCUGGCAAAUCCUUUUCCACAUAGGAGUGGCCUUUCUGUCUUCAUAUCAGAUACUGACCAGGCAGCUUCAGGAGAAGCAGUCUGACUGUGGAGUUUGAAGAGGACAUCGUGUGAUGAAUGGAUCCUUUCAUUUCCUUUCACAGGACUCUUGAUACUGUUGGCCUUGGGCCCUCCAGGAUCCAGCGAGGCUGGUUCUGCUGCUUAAACCAAACCUCAAGGCCCAUCCCUGACCCAGAUGAGGGAAGCUCUGAGCCUCCCGUCUGGGAGCCGUGAUGUCAGACCUCUGUUGCUGGGGUAACGUCUUGGCUGGGAACCUGUGGAAAAGGGCUUGUCAGUAAGACCUGGGAAUGGCCGGAUAUGGAAACAUCUGCCCGUGUGUACUGAUGGCAGAGCCGUGGCUCACAAGCACCUUUUAUUUAGGGUAAAAUGAUCAAACCCAUUCUCUUCUUCUAACCUGUGCUUUCUAUGUGUGACCUUCUUUAACCCUUCUGUGAUUCUGGGGUUACUUCAGAAGUAUAUUUAAUGAAUUAUUCAUAUGACUUGACCCACCACCCCCACCC